Molecule: messenger RNA, 1315 nt
Organism: Otolemur garnettii (small-eared galago)
Lineage: Eukaryota; Metazoa; Chordata; Mammalia; Primates; Galagidae
Product: hereditary hemochromatosis protein-like
Exons: 6
Coding region: 16-849 (277 amino acids)
Biological process (GO): immune response; antigen processing and presentation of endogenous peptide antigen via MHC class Ib; positive regulation of T cell mediated cytotoxicity
Cellular component (GO): external side of plasma membrane
Molecular function (GO): signaling receptor binding; peptide antigen binding
Source: RefSeq, a predicted model, not a curated record
GUGGCUCUUCCAGUGAUGUCCGCAGAUCCCGAGGCCUGGCAGCUGCGCCUCAGUGAGAAGGACGCCCUCCAGCCCGCCCUCCUGCGCCCCCUCGUCCUGCUGCUGUGCUUGCUGGGGGCGGCUCGUUCCGGAAGCCAGGCCUCAAACCAUUCUCUGCGUUAUGACUUCAUUGCUCUUUCCCAGCCCAGCCCUGGGCAAGCCUCUUUUGAAGUCUCAGGCUAUCUGGAUGAUCAGCCCUUCUUAUGGUGCUGCAAGGAGGGCAGGUGGGCAGAACCCCGGGCACCCUGGUCUCAGGCCAGAGACCCAAAAGCCUGGGAGAAGCUGGUUCUCAGACUGAAGGCCAAAGCACAGCACCUUGUCAUCAUCCUAAGGAGAAUUAUGGCGCAGAACAACCAAAGCCAAGAGUCACACACCCUUCAGACCACAGUGGUCUGUGAGUUGCUGGUGAACCAGAGCACCAGGGGACACUGGCAAUACAACUAUGAUGGUCAGAACUUCCUUCUCAGCACACUUGAGUCUUUCAACUCCAGCAAAAGCCAGCCAGAAACAAGCAGAGCUGCAGAAGGGGAGAAGAGAAAGGAGCAAUCCUUCCUCACCCAGAGCUGUCUCUACCCUCUCCGGAAAUACCUGGAAGCUGGCGUGGGGCAACGGCCCACCAUAGAGCCUCCCCGAGCUAAGCAACUCCCAGUGUGGAUCUUGUGCGGGCUCCUGGCUUCCACAGUGGUCAUUGUGGGAGCUGCAGGUGCCUUUCUUUGGAAGAAGUGGAAAAAGAACAGAAUGGCAGGUGGGCAGAGAGAAGUCUACAUUCCCAUGUCAAGCUACAGCCAGAGAGUUGACUCCUCUAUUUGAGGUUAAGAGUAUCUGGAUUUGGGAAAAGACAGCUUGGGCAGAUCAGAAAGCCUGCUGUCGAGAAGAGGGGGAUGGUCCAUGGACAGCAAGCAGUAGAAUCUGAGUAACCUGAGAUUAAGGGAGAUCAUCUCCUAAGGUGGGACAAGCCUGAACCCCCUCUCCACAACCCUCUAUUCCUUCCCUUUCUUUUGCCUUCAGCUUGACAAACCUCAGAAGUCAAAAUAAGUGAUUUCCUCGCCUUAGUCAAGAGUGAGUCUCCAUUGGUCCACAUCUGCAUUUUUCAUUUUCGUCCCAUCCCCCAGCGAGGGAUGACAGCAGUCUGGUCACUCAUCACAAGGUUUUGCAGCCAUGCCAGUCACCCAUACCUGGUGGGAGUGGUGGACCUCAUUUGCAUCUCCCCACACAGUGCUCUGUGAAGGGCUUUGACAUUGCACUAUAAUAAAGAUGUAUGCGGAGUAUCCCCGAA